Nannizzia gypsea CBS 118893 is the source of this 1242-nucleotide messenger RNA. RefSeq lists its product as hypothetical. Gene Ontology annotation, molecular function: protein prenyltransferase activity. Gene Ontology annotation, biological process: protein prenylation. The coding region runs from base 1 to 1242 and encodes 413 amino acids. Lineage: Eukaryota; Fungi; Ascomycota; Eurotiomycetes; Onygenales; Arthrodermataceae. The transcript has a single exon. The record is from RefSeq and is a predicted model, not a curated record. Gene Ontology annotation, cellular component: cytoplasm.
AUGUCAACUCCAGCCACAGAUACAGACAGCGCGUCUUCGCUCGAUGCGCACAUAUAUGAUACCCUAGCCUCCAUAGGCAAGAGCGAAAGGACAGUCGAAAUUGAGAUCCUGCCUGGUGCCUUGGGGCCGCUGCUCACAGAUGACGAUGGCAGCUCUAGCUCCAUAGGUAUCACCAAGAAGGCACUCAUCCAGGCUUUUAUCACCGCUAGAGGGGUCUUCUUCGCGUCCAAUCCCACGCCAGAAGACGAGGGCGACGACGAUGUGGUGGCGGCGGCAUCGACGGUCAUCCUAGUGUUCGACUCGGAGCACCUGACGGCCUGCAACUGGCGAAAACGAAGGAUUGUCAGAUCACUCUCGAAGCAAGGCUCAGAUGCGAUUGAUCGACCACCACCAUCGCCAUCGCCAUUACCACUGCUCUGUGCCGAGUGCAACUUCACUGCCUCCUUGCUUGGAUCGCCUUUACACCGCCAUGCAAAGUCACCGACGCUCUGGUACCAUCGCUUCUGGCUCAUGCAGGUCUACCUUCGUCAUCAGCACCACUACAGCUACCAACAGCCCAAGGCUGAGAUGCUAAAGCGAGAAGUUGAGCUUGUCCUGCGGGCCGCUGAGCAUCAUCCCAUGAACUACUAUGCAUUUAGCUAUCUACGGCAGUACUUGGCGCUGUUGAGUGGUAGCGAUGGUGGUCUUGACGAUCGAUCAAAGCUCAUCACCACAUACGAGGUUGGUGUCAAGGUUGAAGCCGAGCAUGACAGGGGUAAUAUUGCGACGACGGCUCCAGAGACGGGAGGUGGUAACUCCCGCCUAAUAUCCGACGCCCAUCUGAUCACUACUAUGAGGGACUGGUGUCUACGUAAUCCGGGCGACAACUCCGGGUGGAUGUUCCUCCUUCAUGUACUUACGCUGGUCCGUGAUGGCGGUAACAAUUAUGACGACGGUAAUGACGAUGUGGUGCAUGAUGUUGUACAGCGAGUUAUUCAGUUUGGCCGUGCAGUGCAGUGGCAAAGGGAGGCUCUGUGGACCUUUGUUGAGCUUGCCAGGUCGAGAUUAGGGGCCGCCAACGAAGAAGAGGAAGCAGGACAAGCAGAAGGUGGGCUACAUGUCUGGCAUGACUGGGGCCAGGAUCGUGGCCAGGGACCGGCAGCGUUGGAGUUGGAUGGCCCUGUGGCAAAUGAGACUCUCACUAGUAUGCCGCCAGGUCCGAGGCCGUGGAAGAGGUGGACUCGUCAGGUUGGUCUCCCGUGA